AUGGGGGGACUUCUUUGGCACAGGUAUGAUGGUUGUGGCUUUGAAGCAUGUGGAGACAACAGCCUGACUAAAGGAGGUGUUGAAGAUGUCUGUAAGGACAUCCUUGAGCUCUUCUGCGGUCUUUCAAAACACGACCAGCCUGGGGAAAGCACUAGAGAUUUGGGGGUUUUACCGCAGUCUGAGGUGACAGAGGCGAAGGCAAGAUCCAAGCGCUGCACCUGUUAUUCCUAUAAGGAUAAAGAGUGCGUCUACUACUGUCACUUGGAUAUCAUCUGGAUCAACACGCCCGAACGCACGGUGCCCUAUGGCAUGUCAACCUAUCAAGGACCUCAGCGACUCAGGCGUGCUGUGGCAGGACUGGCCAUUUCACACGAGGCGACAAGGCCUCAGCGCUGCGUUUGUGCUGAGCCUGAGGUCGACACCGGGUGCCACAACUUCUGUCAGACAAACCCCCUGCACAGCGAACCAAACAGGACUAUCUCCAGACUUCGUGGCCCCGGAUGAUGAUUUGGUCCAUCUCCACCUUCAGCUGCUCUCCUUGGGGGGAACAGACCUCUCUCUUCUUUGGCCCCAGCUCUCCAUUUGGCACAAGUGACUCCACAGGUACACCCGAGUUCAAGGACAGAACGCUGGAGCAUCAUGCUGCUGACAUUCCAUGGCACCAAACUUCAAUCCUUCAAACAAGUUGCGCCAGGCCAAGCGGUUUCAUUAACUGAUCCCUGGAGGCUAUCCCCAGUUGUGUUUCCUCAUG
Molecule: messenger RNA, 751 nt
Organism: Myripristis murdjan (pinecone soldierfish)
Lineage: Eukaryota; Metazoa; Chordata; Actinopteri; Holocentriformes; Holocentridae
Gene: edn3b
Product: endothelin 3b
Exons: 5
Coding region: 1-504 (167 amino acids)
Biological process (GO): intracellular calcium ion homeostasis; regulation of systemic arterial blood pressure by endothelin; vein smooth muscle contraction
Cellular component (GO): extracellular region
Molecular function (GO): hormone activity; endothelin B receptor binding
Source: RefSeq, a predicted model, not a curated record